AUGCCUGUUGUGUGCACCGCCUGCGGCUGCAAGAAGAACUUGGAUCACUACAAGUGGUGCAUGUACUGCUGGAAGGCCCUCCCCAAGGUGCAGUUCGUGGAUCCAACUGCUGCUGCUGGCGCUUGGCGCCGUAGUGGCAAGCCUGGCGCUAGCAAGAGCAACACUGGCGCCACCAAGGCCUCGGACGGUCAGCAGGUGGAGGCCUUCGCCGCCAUGCCCGAGGAGCACUACGCCAACGCCGCGCUGCUGCUCACCCACAGCCAGCGGGAGCACGGGCAGCUCAAGACCAAGUUGGCCGCCAUCGACAACAAAUUGUCCAAGGCUGCCAUCAUCCUCCAGAAGCAGCUGCAGCGCGUGGUGGAGUUGCGUCUUGAGCAGCAUGCUCUGCAGCUUCAAGAACGCCAAGCAGCUGACCGUUCGAGGCAGGCCUGGACUCAGAUCGCAGGCGAUGGACCACAGGGUGAGGCUGAAGCACCUGAACGAGUUCUGUUCCAGCGCUUCCAGCAGCUCGACCCCAGCCUGGCAAUGCAGUUCAGUCAAUUGCUCACCGCCAAGGCGCAGUUUGAACACCAGCAAGCUGCUCAGCGUGCUGCUGCUGCGCCGCCGACCGCCGUGGCGUCCCUCGUGCUUCCAGGUGACGCGGCCAGAGCAGCUCCUGUUCAACUGGUUUCUGAUCAAGAGAGCGAGGCCGACACGCCACGGGCCGAUGAUGACAUGGACUUCGACGAUAGCUGGGCAGAUGAGGCGCGCAAGGCGGCGUCCGUCGAGCACAACAUCAUUGCCUCCCUGUGCAACGCUACCAUGGUCGACACCAUCGCCUCGCGCAACGGCGCCCAGCCUGAGCAGGUGCAGGCUGUGCUCAGUGAAGUGCUCGCCAGCGCAGGGCGUUCUGCCAGGCGGGCUUGCACGCCGGCUGUGGUGCCCGAGCGUAG
This is a messenger RNA of Prorocentrum cordatum, 932 nucleotides long. Lineage: Eukaryota; Dinophyceae; Prorocentrales; Prorocentraceae. The record is from the annotation of a GenBank genome assembly.